UUGUAGUCUGCUUUCCUACAAGCAUACAAAUGACCUGGCUUGCAAUGGUGGGAGUGACAGGCCGAUUACCAACUUUCGUUUUGCACCGAUAGGACAACAUAGGAAGUCCAUCAUGCUGAACGAACAUAUUGUGAAAGAUAUAGCUGAGCUCCAUGCUAGACUGUUGGACCAUCAUCCGGUGCUACAAGGUCAUGUCAGCUAUUUCAUCAAAGAGUUUGAGGAGAAGAGGGGUGACAGAGAAAAAGAGAGACUAGAGAAAAUGUCAAGAGAAAUAAAUACGAUGAACAAGACAUUACUACCAGAAAGUUUGGAUGCCAUGCAGGUUUACUUGGCAAACGUGUCCGCCAAGUUGAAAGUAGCCACAGAAGUCUGCCACAAAAUAGAAGAAAAAGGAAACAAUGUUGAGACUUCUAUUUUAGAGGAGGGUAGAGAAAGAAGAAACAAGGACUGGGAGACUUAUACCAACAUGCAGCUCAAUAAAUGUGAACAAAUUGACGAGGACUUUGAAGAACAAAUCAAAACGUUACACAGACAUUACAAUGAACUGGAGGACAAACUAACAAACUCGUCAAAUCUGGCAGCGCAAUAAACUAAAAACCAUAUGUAAUUUCUGCGUCACUGUGUUAUAUGGAAGCAAUCAGAAAUAUUCAGUGUGUCGUGAGGCAAAGUGAAUAGUCUCUAACUUUUUGCAACAAGAUAUUCACCUGGAUAUUCAUUCUGUCAUGAAAAAUAUAUUCUCAUUAAUCGCAACAUAACAAAUAUUUUUGCCAUUUUCAAUCUCUCACAGAACCUAGUGGGACAAUAGCCUUUUUUCUCUCCAUCCUAAGAUUGAUUUAUAUCAGAAAUGUGUUAAAUAAAAUCUCAACCAUU
Messenger RNA from Mizuhopecten yessoensis (Yesso scallop), 870 nucleotides. Its product is annotated as biogenesis of lysosome-related organelles complex 1 subunit 5-like. The coding region runs from base 113 to 589 and encodes 158 amino acids. Gene Ontology annotation, cellular component: transport vesicle; BLOC-1 complex. NCBI's taxonomy places the organism in Eukaryota, Metazoa, Mollusca, Bivalvia, Pectinida, Pectinidae. The record is from RefSeq and is a predicted model, not a curated record. The transcript is spliced from 5 exons.